UGGCGCCAUGUUGUGGCCCCGCCCCUUUACUCGCCGCUGAGCCUAUCGAGGGGGGGCAGCGGGAUCCAGGGCACACCGUGCUGCCAUUUAUUGUAAAUAGUGCGCUAUAAUAGGGGGAAUCCCUGCAGCCCGUCAGGCCGAUACACAGCUUCCGGCCGCUAGGACCCGCGAUCACAGCCUCCCUGAACGGACUGAGCCAUGGCCACCUCCACUCCCAGCAAUCCCAGGCAGUCCGCCCGGCGCAGCGCCGUGGGCACCCCGCUCAGUCCCACGCGGAUCUCCCGCAUUCAGGAGAAGGAGCAGCUGCAGGAGCUCAACGACCGCCUGGCCGUCUACAUCGACAAAGUGCGCAGCCUGGAGAGCGAGAACAGCGUGCUGCAACUGCAGGUCACCGAGCGCGAGGAGGGGCGCAGCCGCGAGGUCACCGGCAUCAAGGAGCUGUACGAGACCGAGCUGGCCGACGCCCGCAGGAGCCUGGACGACACGGCCCGGGAGAGAGCCAAGCUGCAGAUCGAGCUGGGCAAGCUGAGGGCGGACCACGAACUGCUCCUUAACAACUACUCUAAGAAGGAAUCUGAUUUCACUUCCCUACAAAGCCGGUUUCGUGAUAUUGAAGCUCUCCUCAACUCCAAAGAUGCAGCCCUGGCCACUGCACAAGGCGAGAACAAAUCCCUGGCGAUGGAACUGGAAGAUCUUAAAGCAGAGCUGUCUAAGUUUGAAGCUGCUCUAGCAAUGGCGAGGAAACAUGUUGGAGAGGAAACAUUGUUGAAAGUCGAUCUUGAAAAUCGCUGUCAGUCUCUAUCUGAAGAGCUUGAGUUCCGUAAAAAUAUGUUUGAAGAGGAAAUUAAGGAAACUCGAAGGAAGCAUGAGACUCGGUUGGUGGAGGUGGAUUCUGGUCGGGUAAUGGAAUAUGAACAUAAGCUUGCCCAGGCACUUGUUGAAAUGAGAACUCAACAUGAGGAGCAAGUUAAAAUUUACAAAGAAGAGCUUGAGAACACCUAUCAAGCUAAGCUGGAGAACGCCAGGCUGUCUUCUGAAAUGAACAGCUCUGCAGCAAACAGCUCUCGGGAGGAGGUUAUGGAAAGCCGCCUGCGGAUUGAUAGCCUCACGUCUCAGCUUUCUGAGCUUCAAAAGGAGUCAAGAGCAUGGCAAGAACAAUUGCAAGAACUAGAAGAAAUGCUGGCGAAGGAGAAGGACAACAGCAGACGACUACUGGCUGAAAGGGAGAGGGAGAUGGCAGAAAUUAGAGAUCAAAUGCAGCAGCAGCUUUGUGAUUACGAACAACUUCUAGAUGUGAAACUAGCCCUGGACAUGGAAAUCACUGCAUACAGAAAACUGCUGGAAGGCGAAGAGGAAAGAUUGAAAUUAUCUCCAAGCCCAUCUUCACGUGUGACCGUGUCUCGAGCUUCCUCAAGCCGCAGUGUUCGCACCACUAAAGGUAAAAGGAAGAGGGUUGAUGUUGAGGAAUCUGAGGCAAGCAGCAGUGUGAGCAUUGCUCAUUCUGCAUCUGCAACUGGUAACGUGUCUAUUGAUGAGCUGGAUGUUGAUGGAAAAUUUAUCCGACUUAAGAACAAUUCAGAGCAGGAUCAACCUUUGGGUGGCUGGGAAUUGACCAGAACUAUUGGAGAGACGUCUGUGAAUUACAAGUUUACCUCAAGAUAUGUGCUCAAAGCAGGCCAGACUGUAACGAUCUGGGCUGUAAAUGCCGGAGUUCCUGCAAGUCCACCAACUGAUCUCAUCUGGAAGAACCAAAGCUCCUGGGGAACUGGUGAAGAUGUCCAGGUCAUCCUGAAGAAUUCUCAGGGAGAGGAAGUAGCUCAAAGGAAAACUGUGUAUACAACCACUAUACCAGAAGAGGAAGAAGUGGAGGUGGAAGAAGAGGAGAUUUUUGAAGAGACACAAGAACCCCGCCGUAAGAAGCAAGGGGAACGAGGCUGUGCUAUCAUGUAACCUGGAUUCUGGAAUAUUCCCUCUAAACAGAUCUGAGCCUUCUGGAAGCGUCAACUAUUUUUGUAUUCUCAUACAAUUUUAUUUUAACUUUUAAAGAUGCCAAUUUUGAUGGCCUUAUUUUCUUUUUAUAAUGGAAAAAGAACAUCGGACAUUUUGUAAUGUAAUUGAUCUGUGACUUGCAAAAUGUGAAAACUGGUUUGUGCGCUGAUUGUAUUCGGGGGUUUUAAUGCAGUAGUGAAAUCAUGUGACUGCACAGCCAAUCUGAAUUUCUUUUUUGCCACCUGUUGGUCAUAUAUGACUAGUGUGGCUCCUCAUUUGGAGAAUGUCUGCAUUCAACUUUUCUACUGACUUAAUUUUAAAAAUGAAGCAAUUUCAGUUCUUGUUAUAUGGAUAUGUUUUGUACUGUUUUAAAAAUAAUUCAGCUGUUUUUAUUCAACUUUUUUAGACUAGUGUGGUGGGUGGGGUUGUUAGCUAUGUUAAAAGGUUUACGUGAACAAAAAUAAAACAAUGCUGGUUUUUAAUGUA
Pelobates fuscus (common spadefoot toad) is the source of this 2475-nucleotide messenger RNA. RefSeq names its product lamin B1 (gene LMNB1). The record is from RefSeq and is a predicted model, not a curated record. Gene Ontology annotation, cellular component: nuclear lamina; nuclear envelope. The transcript is spliced from 11 exons. Gene Ontology annotation, molecular function: structural constituent of cytoskeleton. Bases 199 to 1950 code for a protein of 583 amino acids. Gene Ontology annotation, biological process: nuclear migration; protein localization to nuclear envelope; nuclear pore localization. Lineage: Eukaryota; Metazoa; Chordata; Amphibia; Anura; Pelobatidae.